This is a messenger RNA of Calypte anna (Anna's hummingbird), 5335 nucleotides long. It is a transcript of the gene MIER3, whose product is annotated as MIER family member 3. Gene Ontology annotation, molecular function: transcription corepressor activity; histone deacetylase binding. Gene Ontology annotation, cellular component: nucleoplasm. Bases 226 to 1881 code for a protein of 551 amino acids. The record is from RefSeq and is a predicted model, not a curated record. The transcript has 13 exons. Gene Ontology annotation, biological process: negative regulation of transcription by RNA polymerase II. NCBI's taxonomy places the organism in Eukaryota, Metazoa, Chordata, Aves, Apodiformes, Trochilidae.
AGUCAGAACGCCCUCGCUGGCUGGGGAGGAGGCCGCGGUACCGCCGGAGGUGGGGUCCCGCCGCUGCCCCUGCCCCGGCGCCGCCUUCUCCGGCCCAGCCCGGUCCCGCCGGCCCCUCGGCUCCCUCCCCGGCCGGCUCCGGCUGGGACUCCGCGGCUGCCAUUGGCUUAGCGGCCCCAUCCGGGCACUCGGCGCAGCGCUGUUCCUCAGCCCGACCGUUCCAAUAUGGCGGAGGCUUCAUUUGGGAGUUCGAGCCCAGUUGGCUCUUUAUCAUCUGAGGAUCAUGACUUCGACCCAUCUGCUGAAAUGUUGGUACAUGAUUAUGAUGAUGAAAGAACUCUUGAAGAGGAGGAAAUGAUGGAAGAAAGCAAAAAUUUCAGCUCUGAAAUUGAGGAUUUAGAAAAGGAAGGAAACAUGCCAUUGGAAGAUUUGCUGGCUUUCUAUGGCUAUGAACCCACGAUUCCAGUUAUGGCAGGUUCCAGUGCAGAUAGCUCUCCAAGUGAACUUGCAGAUGAGCUUCCAGAUAUGACUCUAGAUAAGGAGGAAAUUGCUAAAGACCUCUUGUCAGGUGAUGAUGAAGAAACACAGUCCUCUGCUGAUGACUUGACACCAUCAGUUACUUCACAUGAGGCUACUGACUUCUUUCCUCGGCCAUUAAGAUCAAACACUAUGUGUGAUGAAGAUAAGGAAUCAGAUGGUGAAGAUGUAGAAGCAGAGAAUGGUAAUUCAUCUGAAGAUUUGAGAAAGGAAAUAAUGGUUGGUUCACAGUACCAGGCUGAAAUUCCACCUUACCUUGGCAGAUACAGUAGUGAUGAAAAGGCCUAUGAAAACGAAGACCAUUUACUUUGGAAACCUGGUGUGAUCUCAGAAACUAAAGUUAAAGAAUACCUUUUUGAAACCUCCUUAAGAACAGGAAAUGAAAAAAUUAUUGGCAGGAUUCCUGACAGUCUGCAUACACGGGACAAUGAACAGGCACUGUAUGAACUUCUUAAAAGCAACCAUAAUAUUAAAGAAGCAAUUGAGAGAUACUGCUCAAAUGGAAAGACAUCUCAGGAAGAGAUGACAGCAUGGACAGAAGAAGAAUGCAGAAGCUUUGAACAUGCACUUCUGCUUUAUGGAAAAGACUUCCAUCUCAUACAGAAAAACAAGGUAGGAACCAGAACAGUUGCUGAAUGUGUGGCUUUCUAUUACAUGUGGAAGAAGUCAGAACGUUAUGAUUACUUUGCUCAGCAGACAAGAUUUGGAAAAAAGAGAUAUAACCAUCAUCCAGGAGUUACGGACUACAUGGAUCGUUUGGUAGAUGAAGCAGAAGCCCUUGGUGGAGCAAUGCAUUCUUCAGCCUUAACAUCUAAUAGUCGAACAGAAACCAUUCCUGAUCAACAGCUCAGCAUUCUGAACUCUAUCACUGCCAAUGAGUUGACAGCACUGACAAAUAGUGUAGCUACGGUCUGUCACACUCCAGAUGUGAACUGCCUGGAUGAUGCCUUUCCUCCUAUGGACAGCUUACCCCGAGCACCAGUGAAUCAUGUGCCUGUUGGAACAGAAGAAUUGCUUAACUUGCCUAGCAAUGGUGAAAGUGAUUGUUUUAACUUAUUUGAGACUGGCUUUUAUCAUUCAGAGCUAAAUCAAAUGAACAUAUGCAGUGAGGACACAGAAAGACCUGCAAAGAGAUUGAAAAUGGGAAUUGCUGUCCCAGAAUCUUUUAUGAAUGAUGUUUCUGUGAACAACCUUGGUGUGGACUUUGAGAACCACACACACCAUAUUACCAGUGCCAAAAUGGCUGUUUCCGUGGCUGACUUCAGUAGUCUGUCUGCAAAUGAGACAAAUGGUUUUAUCAGUGCCCACACUCUUCACCAACAUGCUGCCCUUCACUCAGAAUGACUGUGGAAAACUGAACAAACAGUGGGUACUUUAUGCAGUAGUAGUAAACUUGAUGAGAGCUAUCAGGUUUGCUUAGUCUUUCACUGGAAGUUUGAACUUUAUGACAUCAGUGAUGUCUUCAUAUGUAUAGAACUAUAUCUUGAUUUAUCAAGAGUAUUUUUUUUUUUUUAAGUCCGUAAAUGUGGAAAUGUCAUAGGAUGAUUGAUGGAGUUUGGGACUAAGAGAACUCUGUGGUGCAGCUUUAAGCUCUGCUUCAAAUUUUUGUAAAGCCUGUAGACAGAGGCCACCAUUUCCAAACCAGCAAGGAAGUUUUGAAGGUAUUGGAGUGGCUUUUUAGGCUAAGUUACUUUUGCUGUAACAGAUGCAGUGGAAUAACAAUGUUUACAGGUACUGAUCCUGAUCCCUGCUCAAUGUAGCAUUUUAUUUUUUGUUUCUUUUCAUACAAAGGCAGGGAUGGGUUUCUUUAAUUUAAACUGCACAAACCUACAAGGAGUUUUUAAUUGAAUCUUCUUUCAUGUGAUGCUAAAGUAGAGCACUUCAGUUUACAAAACAGCGAGUUCAUCCUGGUGGAGGUUAGCACAAGGGACUUACCAUGAGUAAAGUGGGAACACCUACACUUCAAUGCUGUUGAAAAAUUGUAGGCCCUGGCUACCUUAUGAAGAAGUUAUUAUGCUGCAGUUGGUGUCUGUGUACUUUAAACUUACUUAAUUAGGCUAUGCUGUAGUUGGAUGGGCUUUGUCCACAACUUUGAAGAGCAAUAUAAUCGUGUACAUUAACUUUCCUAACAUAGUUGGUGUUAUAUAAAGCCACAGUCUGCACACUUAGGAUUUACCACUAAGCAGUCUACAUUUGCAAGACACCUUAAAUUGCUUGGAGCACUGCAGUUCAAAGUGUUACAAUUUUGAGGGACUACCUAGUUUAUAUAGGACUAGUAGAACCUUGAACUACAUAUUUGAAAGUUUUUACUUUAGUGCGCUCGCAUUUAUUUGUUUUGGGAAGUCAUGGCUCAAAAACGGCACUUCACUACAUUGGUGAAAUAGGAAAAGAUGGGUAAAAAUGUUUCCCAUAAAAGCAACUAUUUAAAGUCAGUAUUUUUUUUAAUUAUUAUUUUUAUUUUGAACAUUGAGUGCAAUUUAACCAUCCAGGGAGUUUGUCUUGCAGACAUUUAUUCUAACUUUUGCAGGAGAGUCCAACCUAACAUAGUGUUGGCUUGUAUCAUGUUGUAGUAAACAGCUCGCAGGGUUUUCUAACGAGAGUCCGAACCUUACUUAAGUAGGAUUACCCCUUUCCCUCUGUACUUUUUCUUUGCACUGUUCUACAAAUUUAAUUGCCACUAAUUUUUUUUUUCAUUAUUCAAGUGAUUAAGUUUGCAUUGUUGAUGUUUGUAAUAGUUGCUUCAAGGUUAUGCUGAGUAAUUAGAAAGUAGUUACUUUAAUAUUUGAAAGGGAAAAGGGUAUUUAUUAUGCAUACUGUGAACUGCAUUGACAUCCUGAGUUCUGGAUGCAGCAUAUAGAGUUUUCUUUACAGCAUUGUAAUGAAGAUUGCUUUGAAGUGUUUCCGCAGUAGCACAUGUACCAUAUUAAAAACAAAUCAGUUUAGCACAGUGGAAAAAAGUAGAGGUAAUUUUGUAAUCCUUUCUUAACUUACACAUCUGCAAUACAUAAAUCUAGUAAGUACACAGUAAAAGCAGGUAGCCUUGGCCCUGUGUUAUACUCUUGACAUUUUUAGCCAAGCUGUCAGCUGCUUGUAGCUAUGUUUUGUGCUGAAAUUUGUACCUUGUUUCUUUUAUGAAUCAACAUAUUUUAUGUAAUUUGGUAGAAUACUGGCCAUAAUUCUCAAUUGUUAUACACUCUAUGGGUUUACAGUAAGCGUCUGGUCCAUAUAAAAAUCAUUAUACAAAGGUGACAGUUCAUAUCCCAGUUGCACUUAAAUGAACAUGCCCAUUCUCAUUAGCUGAUGCAGUAAUAUAUUCGGUUUAUCUAUGCAUUGCUGGGCUCUUAAUGUAGACGGAGAGUUGUCUAAGGUUUGGGUUGUCAGCAAGUUGAAUGGACACUUUAGUUAUUUAAUGAAGACUUUUGACCAAAAUACAGAAAAUUAUAUGAGAGAAAAAUGAAUUCCGGCUAGUCUGAUAGAUUUUUAGAUGCUGAUCUUAUUUAGCCUGUUGGCUAGCUAGCUGGUAUCGUUUACUUUUAAUUCCUUGUUAAAAUGAGGCAAUAAUUUGCAAGAUUUUGUAAAUAUGUAAAUUCUUCAUAUCUUUCUAGAUAUCUAUUUCAAUAUUUUCUGACUGCUUCUGUGUAUAGUAACAUUUUUGUGCAUGCUUGAUGUGACAUUCAUAAAUUUGUACCACUAUGACUUUAUCCAUGUAAAAUAGUUAUUUAUUGAACUUUUCUUUUAAGAGCAGGACUGACUUAUUUUUCUCUCAGUUUAAACAUUUAAAUGGAGAAGUUGUUACUGUUUAUUAAAAGAAUUGCGUUUUGAAAGUCAUUAUGAAGAUAACUAAGUUGCAGCCAUGUGAAGAAACCACAUUUCCUUGGUUUUUAGAUGGUGAAGCACAAUUCUUAUAACAAACUGUGAUGAAUUCUUUGUCUUUUACCACCCUUCUUUAUACAAACAAACCAAAAAAUCCGUAAUGGGCAAUUGCAUUGUUGGUAAAUGUAUUCUUUUUAUGUACAGGGGAUCUGAAGAGGGUAGCUGAUGCAUUUAGAAUUGUAACUGGUGCUGUGAUUAUAGCAAUACUUUUACGUUGGUUAGUCAUGCAUCAUCUUCUCAUGCUAGGUUUUUAAUGUUUAGUUUUCCUCUUGUCAUGGUCAAAAGGCUGAAUUUACUUGAAGGAUGUACAAUACUGUUUGAAGAAUACUAAAUUGUGUACAAUUAGGUCAAUGAAUUGUGCAAUUGUUUCUUUUUCUAAUUUUUAAAACCAAGGGUCAAGCAUGUAGGAAAACUUCAGAUAAAGUAGAACAUAGUGAUAUUACUUAAUUUAACCAAAGUCUCUAGUGAAUAUUUCAACUUUGAAUGUAAAUUAAUGGAUAAACUGACCAACAGGGACACUAUUUGCCCAGCAUUACAAGCACAUUGUCUUCAGAUAGGGAAACUAAAUACAGUAAUUUAUAAAAUAACAACAAGGUUACUAUUUUUAUUAUUCCUAUUUUUCACCAAAAGAAUAAGGAAGAUACUAUCAGUUGUAAAUUACAUUAGGAAUGGUUAUAGUGCUCAUAAUAGAACAGAGAUUCCAGUUAUUCUCAGUCCAAAGUAAGUAUCCUGUGCGUAACAACAGAUUUAGUGACAAUCGGAACAUGUUUUAAUAUCAGAUGUUCAAGAGGAAGUCGCUAUUGGUUAUAUUGUUAUAUUGGUUUUAAUAUUUGUACAUAAACACUGAUUUUUUUUGAGCAUUAUUUUGUAUUUGUUGUACUUUAAUACCUGGUGUACAGUUCCAGAAAUAAAUGUCUGGAAACCU